CCUAAACCGAACCACACUCACACACCAAAUCUAGUCUUUAACAAGUUUUGUUCUUUGGUUCGAAACAACACACAUAGCAUCCUUAAAGAUCAAAACAACAAAGAUCUUGUUACAAAAACAUCUUCAGUUUCACUUCACAAAGUUUUUUUUUUCAACUGAACCAAAACCCAGUGAAAAUAAAUAACAAGGAGGAGAAGAUGCAGCAGACACCUCAAAUGAUUCCUAUGAUGCCUUCAUUCCCACAACAAACAAACAUAACCACUGAGCAGAUUCAAAAAUAUCUUGAUGAGAACAAGAAGCUGAUCCUGGCAAUAUUGGACAAUCAAAAUCUUGGAAAACUUGCAGAAUGUGCCCAGUACCAAGCUCAGCUUCAGAAGAAUUUGAUGUAUUUAGCUGCAAUUGCUGACGCGCAGCCACAAACACCGGCCUUGCCUCCACAGAUGGCCCCGCACCCUGCGAUGCAACAAGGAUUCUAUAUGCAACAUCCUCAGGCUGCAGCAAUGGCUCAGCAACAAGGAAUGUUCCCCCAAAAAAUGCCAAUGCAGUUCGGUAAUCCGCAUCAAAUGCAGGAUCAGCAGCAUCAGCAGCAACAACAGCAGCUACAUCAGCAAGCUAUGCAAGGUCAAAUGGGACUUAGACCUGGAGGGAUAAAUAACGGCAUGCAUCCAAUGCACAACGAGGCUGCUCUCGGAGGUAGCGGCAGUGGUGGUCCAAAUGACGGGCGUGGUGGUGGAAGCAAGCAAGAUGCUUCGGAAGCUGGGACAGCCGGCGGUGAUGGUCAAGGAACCUCUGCCGCAGCUGCGCACAACAGUGGAGAUGCUUCAGAAGAGGGAAAGUAAUGUGAUUUUCGUGUAUGUUGUUUAAUAAGACAAUACCAUGUGACUGUUGAUAGUAGGAUUUUCUUAAAAAAGGUAGCAGGACUAGAAUGAUCUUGAUGCCCUUUGAUUGGUCGACCAGAGGAGCUUAGGUAGAUGUGAUGUUGUGUUGCUAGGGUUUUGGCAUGCAGCGAGUUUGUGUCGACUGAAAUUGUUGUUGCCGCAAUAGGAAGUACUCGAUACCUAAAGAGGUGAAAGUUUGUGAUCCAUAGUAACAGUGCACUGUCGUUCAAGUUUGUGAUUGUUGUUUCUUAGUUCAUUCUUAGUUUUCAGUAAUUUUUAUAAAUUUUCACCUUGUUUUCAUACUUCUCAAAGAUUCUCAAAUGAUGAAAAGGUGAGGAGUUAUUGGAUACUCUCUUGUUAGUUGUUACAAUUCAAGCAAUCAUCGACUUCAACCA
Medicago truncatula (barrel medic) is the source of this 1273-nucleotide messenger RNA. RefSeq names its product GRF1-interacting factor 3. Lineage: Eukaryota; Viridiplantae; Streptophyta; Magnoliopsida; Fabales; Fabaceae. The transcript is spliced from 6 exons. The record is from RefSeq and is a predicted model, not a curated record. The coding region runs from base 198 to 839 and encodes 213 amino acids.